Messenger RNA from Aspergillus ochraceoroseus IBT 24754, 1856 nucleotides. RefSeq names its product CaiB/BaiF CoA transferase family protein. Bases 210 to 1430 code for a protein of 406 amino acids. Gene Ontology annotation, molecular function: catalytic activity. NCBI's taxonomy places the organism in Eukaryota, Fungi, Ascomycota, Eurotiomycetes, Eurotiales, Aspergillaceae. The record is from RefSeq and is a predicted model, not a curated record. The transcript has a single exon.
GUUCUCCAAUCCUGUAUAUAUUAUACAGUACCUAGGUAUAUUAUAUGGCGGGUGGUAUGUUGUAUACAGUAAAAAAAAAAGCUUCCCCGCAUAUGACCCGGACCUCGGUUGCGCAGUCAAUGUCUUGUAGAUCCAGAUCUUGUUCUACUUGAGGCAUAUAUAGCUCACAUGAAAGGAACUGAUUCAUCAACUAGCCAUAACCAUCACUCAUGAUGUCCGCACCACUUGCCCUCGAAGGCAUCCGUGUCGUUGAGCUGGGCGGUCUCGCACCUGGUGAGUUUCAUCGCCUCAUCCAUCCACUGAUAAUAUACAAAUACCCCCCCCCCCCCAAAAAUAUAGGUCCCUUUGCAGGUCUCCUACUAGCCGACUACGGUGCCUCUGUACUCCGCAUCGAUCGCCCCCAACCCCCCAACAAUGACCACCUCACUCGCAACAAAACCGCGAUCACGCUCGACCUGCACGACGCUUCCUCGCGCCGUCUCCUGCUGGACCUGCUCAGCACCGCCGAUGUCCUCAUCGACCCCUUCCGCCCUGGUGUCCUCGAACGCCUCGGGCUCUCCCCGCAGGAUACCCUCCUCCCACACAACCCGCGCCUGGUGGUCGCCCGCAUGACAGGGUUCCGCCGCGACGGGAAAUACAAAGACAUGGCCGGGCACGACAUCAACUACAUCGCGGUCUCGGGCGUGCUGUCGAUGCUAGGCCGCGCCCACGAACCGCCCUAUGCGCCGGGCAACCUCCUAGGCGACUUCGCCGGCGGCGGCGCCAUCUGCUGCAUGGGGAUCCUCCUCGCGCUGCUCGCCCGACACACCACGGGCCGCGGCCAGAUCGUCGAAGCAAACAUGGUGGAUGGCUCUGCAUUCCUGGCGACCAUGCCGCGGCUGCAUCUCACCACGCCGCUGUGGAACCGCGCGCGCGGAACCAAUCUGCUCGACGGCGGGAGUCCCUUCUACGAUACCUACGAGACCAAGGACAAGGGCAAGUAUUUUGCCGUGGGCGCGUUGGAGCCGCGGUUCUACGACGCCCUGGUCCGCGGGCUGGGGUUCGGCCCGGGGGGCGAGGACCUCCUCCCGGAUCGCGAUGAUCGGGGGAAUUGGGCGCGGCUGCGCGAGAUCUUUACGCAGAGGUUCCGGGAGAAGACGAGAAGCGAGUGGGAGGGGGUCUUUGAUGGGGUGGAUGCCUGUGCGACGCCUGUGCUGGAGCAGGAUGAGUUGAGGGCCGCGGGGUAUGAGCAGCGGCCUGCGGUGCAUUUGAGCGAGACACCGGCCAGACCGAUUGCCGUGCAUGAUGGUGGGUGGACGGGGGGGGCCCUGCGCUCGGGGAGUGGAGGGAAGGAGACGCUGCGGGCUUGGUUGGGGUGGGAAUUGGGGAGGGAUUAUGAUGAGAGGAAGGAGGAUGGGGUCCUGGUUCGUAUAGGACGGUCGAAACUUUGAAUCCAGAGCCAUCUACUCAAAAACUAAAUCUACCAUAAAGUAACCUGGAAAUACUACCAGUCUAACUCUACACAUGCUGAACUGGUGGAGAGGGAUUCGUCCCGGACAACAGGUACUAGUGGUUACUAGUGGUAAUGUACCUGUCUGUACCUUACAUGUUUACCGCCCGAGGUAUAUUACAUGGCCUGGCAGCAUCAUCCCCACGUCAUUUCUUUAUUCUCUUCACUAGUAGUACUACUAGUAGUAUUCUACUUAACUUUGUUACUCCUCUCCUAGGGAGCACUUUUAAGUACUUGAUAUAGAAGUGGGUGUUUGUAUUCUUUCAAUCUAUACUGAUAAUCUAAGAAUAACCUAGUACUAGUACUUCUAUGAGUCUCGUCAAUCAGCCCUACUUGGGUAUUAGCCAGCUGAUUUAUUCUCCCGCAU